CACUCUCUUCCGCCGGAAGUGAGGGUCCCGCGUCGAGUUGCGGCGGAAGGGUCGGGUACCUAGUCCGGAUAGCUAGUCUGAGGCCAUUUUGCUAUUAUUCCACCCUGAAGUGCAUUCCGGAGACUGAGGCAGUUAUGCUGGACCGAGACCUCGGUCCAACCCCGUCUUACCCUGCUACGUAUCCGGAGCCCAAUAUCGGAAGACACACACCCUAUAUGUCACAACCCGAGUUCAGGAUCUAUGAACUCAACAAACGUCUCCAGAACUGGACAGAGGAGUGUGACAACCUUUGGUGGGAUGCUUUCACCACGGAAUUUUUUGAAGACGAUGCGGUAUUGACUGUGGCCUGCUGCCUAGAAGAUGGACCGAAAAGAUACACAAUUGGCCGGACCCUAAUCCCUCGCUAUUUUCGUAGUAUCUUUGAUGGUGGAGCAACAGACCUUUAUUUUAACUUGAAGCACUCAAAAGAAUCAUUCCAUGGCAAUCUGGUGAUAUUGGACUGUGAUCUGUGCAGCAUGGUCACACUACACAACAAACCUAUCUUCACCAAGGUGUGUACAGAAGGUCGCCUCUACCUUGAAUUUACCUUUGAUGAUUUGAUGCGCAUAAAGAAUUGGCAUUUUAAUAUCAGACAAAAUCGUGAACUCCUCUCACGCAGCAUCCUUGCAACGCACGCCCAGGAUCCUCCAAUGUUGGAACAGCUAUCCAAUAGUAUCACCCGCUCUGGCCUCUCGAACUUCACUCUUAACUACCUCAGACUCUGCGUAAUUUUGGAGCCAAUGCAGGAACUGAUGUCAAGACACAAAACCUAUAACCUUAGCCCUCGAGACUGUCUGAAGACCUGCCUGUUUCAGAAGUGGCAGCGGAUGGUGGCUCCUCCCGCGGAACCCGUCAGACCUCCAACUGCUAAGCGGCGAAAGAGGAAACAGUCCGGGGGCAACACAUCCAGUGUGGGGCCGUCCACAAACAGCAGCGGGGGCAGUAAAAGAAAGAGCAGUCCUGCCACGGGCUUCAGUCUGUCCAGUCAGGUACCUGACGUUAUGGUUGUGGGUGAGCCAGCACUAAUGGGUGGGGAGUUCGGUGACGAGGAUGAGCGCCUAAUCACGCGGUUAGAGAACGGCCAGUAUGAUGCAGCCAAUGGUAUCGAUGACGAGGACGACUUCCAUAACUUGCCAACCUUGGGGAGUAGCAGUCCUUGGAACAGUAAAACACCAUCAAGCCAGGAGAGCAAGUCUGACAACCCUGCGUCUCAGUAAUGGUAUUGAGAGUUUUAGUAACUUAAGAGUUACAGGGACUCUUGCAUUCGAAGGUUUAACCCAGUUGUGACAGUUGUGGAAAAAAUUUGCUGCUUAAACAGUGAUCCAGGGCAUAAAGUAAGUGUAUUAAGUUUUUUAGAGGUGAAACUGUGUCCAUUUGGAGAGUACGUGGACCAUGUGGGACAUUAGCCAGGGUCACAAGGGCUAGGUUCAGUGCCCAGUCUUGUCUGCCUGUUUGGAAAACGGACGUGAAAACCAGACUUCGUUCCUGCUUCUUAUUUCUCUCCAAUGGCCACGAGCACUGAAAGUGGGCUUGGGUUGAUCAGACAGCUAGAAGCCAGAAAUGCAGUUCACUCGUGAUGUACUGUGCUUGACUGAAGAGUCACAGUGAAGAAUCACAGUGCCAGUGAAAUUCUUCCACCAGUAAGGACUAGGGUGACAGCAGAAGUUCACAAAGGGAAAAGGUCGACCUUGUAAGCAUUGGUCAGCAUUGGCCUCUUUACCAGUUUUGAAUUCAAAUUGUAGCCUCACCUUCAGUUCUAUUGGCACUCAUUCAGGGAUUUCUUCUUGAUGUCUAAGAGGAGUUUAGCUUAAGCACGGCCCUCAACUGGACUGCCAGUGGAUUGAAUAAAGGGAGCUUUAUUAAUCCAUAUGAAGUGCUUCCCUCCUUAUCUCAUCCCGUUUGCACAGGGAUAGCUGACUGUUUUUGAAUGUACGUUUGGUACUUUUCCAUUCUGAAACUUGGUGAAGAAAAACCUGGGUCUGUGUUUUUCCAGGCCUUUCAGAACAUUUAUUAAACUAAGUUUAUAAUUAUGAGUUGCGAGAAACCAAAAAUGGUCAGAUUAAUUGUAUUUCCAUUUAUUUUUGAAAUGCCACAGCACUAAGCUCAUACUCAAGGAGGUGGGGAUGACCCAGACUCCCUUCCUAGAACACAAGGAUUUUUUCUCUUAGGGAAUUUAAUGCUGAAUUAUUUCUGUGCUUUCCUUUAUAUUUAGCCCAGUCAAGUAGGGGUGAACAUUUUUGGAAUGCUGUGUUGAGUUUGCUGGAACAUCCUAGCCAAGUUUUUUUUUAAAACAGUGAUAAUUGGGGUUAUGUUUCAGUUCACCUGAAGUUUCGAUUUAAUGCACUUAUCUUUGCCCUGCUAUCAACUGACGUUUCUGUGCUGGUGUGUUGUAUAACAUUGUUAAUGUCAAAUGCUGAUGAAUUGAUUUUACUACAUUGAACAGGUUGCUUUUUGUCUUGUAUGGUUUAUUUUAACCGAAGUUGUUUUCAUCCCCAUUGUCAAAGGUUGAAGGGCAAUUAAAAAUUGCUUUUUGAGUUCCAUUGGGUUUUCAAAUAGUUGCAAGUAAACCGAACAGCAGAACAUUUCCCGCUGUCAUUUUGUGUCACCUAUGAAGCAAAUCUGGAAAUAUAGAUCUGUCACAGAAAUCUCAUUCUCUUCUCUCUCUCGCCCACCAGCUCAGCAGGUACAGAGGUUCUGGGAUUUCUUUGAGGUUUUCAGGAUUCCCAGAACUUGCUGAAAUGCUGAGACGUAAGACAUAGGAGCAGGGUUAGGCCAUUCAGCCCAUCAAGUCUGCCCUGACAUUCUAUCAUGGCUGAUUUAUUAUCCCUCUCAAACCUAUUCUCCUGCCUUCUCCACAUAACCUUUGAUUCCCUUACUAAUCAAGAACCUGUCAACCUUCACUUUAAAUAUAUCCAUUUACUUGGCCUUGACAGCCAUUUGUGUCAAUGAGUUCCACGGAUUCACCACCCUCUGGCUAAAGAAAUUCUUCCUCAUCUCUGUUCUAAAGGGAUGUCCUUCUAUUCUGAGUGAUUACUUCGUGGUCAGUUUUUCUUUUUGUAAUUUUUAUUUCUCCCAUCUGUUUAGAUCCUCCAUGCCAUGCAUCAUUCUUAGGCUGAGAGGACAGAUCCCUGAUCCCAGGCCUCCGUCAAUGUCGCUGUUGACCGGCAGCUGAGAGGUGUGUGUGAGAGAGCGGUUCAGGGCAAUCCACAAUGGCUGCCACUCACCGUCUCCCUGGCACUGCCAGGAUGAGACCCGGGACUCGCUACAUGGAGGGUUGUGGGUGCUGAACUGUGUCCGGUCAGUCCGCAGCAUGGUGUCUAGGAGUGCAAGCACACUGCACGACUCUUAACAACCAUUGUCCUGUUUCCUGUUACGUAGAUAGUGAUUGGCAACCAUGACAACACAAGAAAAAGUUAAACUCAUUGAAGGGAAAUACUACAUCUGAUUACAAUUUGGAUCGAUUGAGUAAAUGCAAGUGGAUAAAGGAACUCAGUGGAAGGAUCUGUCCAUGUCAUGUUGACUUGACACUAACUGAAACCAUGCACACCAAGUGACAGGUUAGAUACUGGCAUCAUGUGUAGGUUCACUGUACAGUGGUGUGUAUGUUGGAGCUGUGCAGAGGGUUCCUGUCUCCAUGCUGGCACACACACACACACACACACACACACACACACACCUUAAUGUCACUGAAAUUGGACUCAACUUUAUGUUUUAAAAAACAGAAAAUACUGGAGAAACAAUGGGCAGAAUGGUCAAAAUAGCAUGAUUGAGAAUUCUUUAUGGUGUUUCCUCUGGGUUUAGACCAUAAGACAUAGCAAAUUAGGAAAAACUGCCAUUGUGUUUGCUCUGGCAUUCCAUCAUGGCUGACUUAUUAUCCCUUUCAACCCCGUUCUGCUUGCUUUGGGCUCUUAGCUCCAGUGGAGCAUAGACCAUCAGUGACCUCCCAUCUCCAUCGUCCUCUGAAGUCGAUGGUCUGGUUGGAGUUCAUCAACGCUUCUGCAUCCACUGUACAGGGGAUUGGCCUAUACAGCUUCACUGGAAGCCUGUUGGCUGGCCUUACCCAUUUCCACCUCUCAAGGCGGGGAUGUAGGGUUGGACUUUGAGAAGCUAUAAUCCUGCCUUCUCCUGUAACCUUUGACCUCCUUACUAAUCAAGAACCUAUCAACGUCUGCUUUAAAUGCUCAGCAUGGACUAGGGCUGAAGGGCCUGUUUCUGUGCUGUACUUUUCUAUGACUCCAAGUAUACCCAGUGAUGGCAUCCACAGCUAUCUGUGGCAAUGAAUUACACAGAUUCACCACUCUCUGGCUAAGGUAAUUGCUCCUCAUCUCUAUUCUGAGGCUGUGCCCUCUGGUCUUAGACUUCCCCACCAUAGAAAACAUCCUUGCCACAUCCACACUUUCACAUCAAUAGAUUUCAAUUAUAUCCCCUUCAUUCUUCUAAACUCCAGUGAAUACUGGCCCAGUUUAAAGGGAUGGAAGUUAUCCCAAAGGGAAAUUUUAAAAAAUCAAGAAAAUAUCUGCUUAAAGACAUUGAACGUUUCCUUUGCCAACAUAAACAGCUGACCAGUGUGACACCAAGAUGGCAAUCUCCAGUCUUCUGCACAUCUCAUACUUUAGUUAUGUUAGUACUGAAGCUUUUGUUCUGGGAGACAGACAGAGGUCUGGAACACCUUCUGUUUGCACACUGGGAUCCUCAGUACUCAGCUACUCUUUUUAUUAACUGUUAAUAAUUUAUGGCUAUCUUUAUUAUCCAGAGUCAGAUUUGAUUCCUAUGUGUAAAUAUAUGAUUGUCCACUUCAGAUGAACUCCCAACUCACCAUGUGCUUUGACGUGAUCACUAAAUGUUCUCCAAGUCACGAACACUUUUCUAGAGCAGGUUCUUGGGUACAGCCAGCAUCUGAUCAGCAUGCCUAUUUACUUGUGCCCGAGGAGAACAGCCUGGUCACUGUCACCAAACUGGUGUCCUUGUGUGUGAUGGACGAACAUAAACUCAGGAGAUCCUGCACGUGCUGGAAAUCCAGAGUAACUACCACACACACACACACACAAAAACAAUGCUGGAGAGACUCAGCAGGUCAGGCAGCAGCUAUGGAGGGGAAUCAGGACUGGUGAAGGUUCUCAAUCCAAAAUGUCAGCUCUUUAUUCCUCUCUGUAGAUGCUGAGUACCUCCAAUGCUUUGUGAUUAAUAAUUCAUACUUGUUCCUCAGAGUCCAAAGUUCAAAGUAUAUUUAUUAUCAAAGUAUGUAUACAUCAUACAUCCUUGAGGUUUGUCUCCUUACAGGCAGUCACAAAACAAGAAACCCAAAAGAACCCAUUAAAAAGGCUGGCAAACCCUCAAAGUGCAAAGAGAGAGACAGAGAAAAAAUAAUUGUGCAAACCAUAAAAGUAAGCAAAUAGUCUGGUCAAUUGGUGAGGACAGCCCAUCAGACUGAUAUACCUCAGUGGGUGAGAGAUCUUGUGUCCCUACAGGAUGUUCAAUAAAAUGAAUUAUGUUCAGUGCAUUAGCCUGAGAUUGGUUUGGAUUUUGUUACCUCUCCAUUGUUCAAAAAACUCUGAGAAUAUAUGUACACCAGCAAAGAAUAAAUAGUACAGCAUAUUUCUCUCUGUGAUACAGAGCUUUUAGAUGUUGGAAGGGAACUGUUAGGAAGCAAAGGUGGUGUCUAACUUUCCUGCUUCUGUGUCUUAAAGUCUGAGAUCUGUUUCUGAAUUUGCAGCCUUUUGUCAUUAAGACAUCCAGCUAAAAGCCGUCUAGCUCUACAAGACCAAUAUUUCUGCUCCUAUUAACUUUAGAAAGGAGAGCAUUGAAUUAGGUAAGACCAGAUGAUUAGAAGGAAUGAGAGAACAGUGUACAUGAGCAGUUUGUCUCCACCAUUGCAGACAUUCUAAAUUGCCUAAACUGUUUUUUCUUUGCAUCCAUGUUGCAUUUCAUGCUUCUGCUACAAAUGAUUAUUUUGUCUCUGCUAGUAGUAUUCCUUUUCCAUUUUUCUGCCUGUGUGAAUCCCAUCAAUUUAGUGAGUUUUGAUUAAGAUGCAUACCAGAAUAAAAUACAGUACACUUGCACCACACCCUGUGCUUUCUCUCCUGUUCAUUAGUGUUAUGUGUAAAAGUUCAGUUCGUUUCUGGUUUUGCAUUCGUGGUUAUGUACUUGUGUUGACAGGAAUCCUAUAUCCAUCUGUCUUUCAGCUUAGAUCUUCAUUCUGAAUGUCAUGAACAUAGGUUUCUCUGACUUCCAGUAAUUUAUUUUUCCUUUUAUUUUUCCAUUCCCAAUUCUUGGCUCCACUCUUACACCAUCUCUUCUCCUUAUCUCUCUCCGAUGCCCCUUUCUUCCAUGGUCCACUGUCAUCCUUCAGCCCUUUACCUCUUCCACCUAUCACCUGCCAGCUUCCUAUCUCACCUACCUUCCCCUCACCCCAUUUCAGCUAUCACCUGCCAACUUCUCACUUCAUCCCUUCCCUCUCCCACCGACAUACCUUCCCCUUCACCUGGUCUCACCUGUCACCUGCCAGCUUGUACUCCUCCUCCUCUCCCCCACCUUCUUACUCUGGCCUCUUCCCCCUUUCCAGUCCUGAUGAAGGGUCUUCACCUGAAACUUUGACUGUUUAUUUCCCUCCAUGGAUGCUGCCUGACCUGCUGAGUUCCUCCAGCAUUUUGUGUGCGCCAUCCAUCAGUCAUUGUUCGCACUGAGCCAUAUAACAAGCUCUUUAAUGUUGUUAAAGCAAAAAUUAUUCCCCAAACUAGGAGCCUACAAUCGUCACGAGUACAAAGGGGUUCUGUUAAUUCUCUAUAUAAUCACUGUGUGGUGCUAUUUACUAAAUCAUUCUCUAAUAAAGUGUUACAUGACAAAAAUCACUGCUAACCCUGGAGUUUUCGGUGUUUUCGUCAUUGAAAGGUGGUCAUUGGCCUGAUAUUGGUAAGCUUUCAAGUAUCCUCUAGGACAUUGGGUAUAUAUGCAUAGCAGGACAAUGGGCUGGCAGGUGUAAACAACAUUUUAACUUUUUCCUUGAUUCUGUUGACCCCCCCUUAAGGAAGUUGGGUUAUAAGUCAGGGAAGGUAUGUUGCUUUGGGCAGUAAAUGUGCUGAUACUUUACCAAACCCUUCACUUUGAAUCCAGGCCACUCCAGGACAGUAGUGCCCUGAUGUCACAGUUGAGAGAGGGUACUAAUAAACUGUAAAGAAAUUUAACUCUAGGAUUAAAGAAACCCAUUUGGUCUUGCCUCUGCUUUUUCUUGUCUGAUCCAUAACAUGUCAUUCUCUCCUCUACCCUUUAGUAAUCUGUGAAAUCCUGUGUGACAUUUGACCUGGAAUCUCCUGCAGAGUGGCAGGAAUAUGUAAAUAUGUUGGGCGUGAGAUGAAGUGAUGACUGUAGCCCACUUUUACAUUUCUGAACAUGUGAAAUAUAUAACCUGCUUUUUAUACCAGAUCACUAUGGACUAGAACAUUGAGUUCUUGUUGGUUUGACUCAUUACAAAUUGUUAAACUAUUUGAAUAAAAACUUUUCU
Mobula hypostoma (lesser devil ray) is the source of this 7537-nucleotide messenger RNA. RefSeq names its product LIM domain-binding protein 1-like. Gene Ontology annotation, cellular component: transcription regulator complex; nucleus. Lineage: Eukaryota; Metazoa; Chordata; Chondrichthyes; Myliobatiformes; Myliobatidae. Gene Ontology annotation, molecular function: LIM domain binding. Gene Ontology annotation, biological process: nervous system development; negative regulation of transcription by RNA polymerase II; positive regulation of transcription by RNA polymerase II. The transcript is spliced from 11 exons. The record is from RefSeq and is a predicted model, not a curated record. Bases 135 to 1256 code for a protein of 373 amino acids.